Cladocopium goreaui is the source of this 5074-nucleotide messenger RNA. The record is from the annotation of a GenBank genome assembly. NCBI's taxonomy places the organism in Eukaryota, Dinophyceae, Suessiales, Symbiodiniaceae.
AUGAAGCUAGUGUUGACGCAUCUGAGCGUUGCUGGUAAGGAGGAUGCUCCAAUGCUGCAGGUGGAGUAUGCCGUUCGAGUUCCCAAGGCGCUCCGGGGCUUGGAGAGAGUCCACAGUUGGGGAAAUGCAAUGGUCAUUGAUGCCCGUUUGGAGACUAUGUCCAGAUGGUCUUUGCGUAGCACUUGCCAGGGGCAACACUUGGAACUUCGUCAGCAGCUGAGUCGCUGCAAAUGGCGGCUGGCUCCCAACCUGCCGGCUCCCUGGGACCAGGCAACAGUGCAACAGCAACCUCCAGCUUUUAUCAAAGCACAAGCGCGAGCGCCAGGCAUGGACUUGCUGGAUUUCGUGGAGAAAUUGGCCACGAAACUGACACGCACGAAGAAGGAGGAAGAGGAUGCGCAACAACUUCAGCAGUUGCACCUUGAGGUUGCUCGUCAUUUGCUGCGAAGACUUACCAGCCGCAAUGCACGCAUAUUUCUAGGCAUCCAAUACUUCUGCAAUCUUUGCGCUGCUGCCUUCCUGCCGUUUGCCGGCUACCAGAUGAUGACCAGUUGUGAUGAAGGGUUCCCAACCUACAUCCAUGGAGCGUGGUUUCUGUACAUGUGCAUCACCAAUUUGAUGUCCUUCGCCCUACUGCGAACUGUGAGCGGACAGCACGCUGCAGCUUUCUGCUACCGCUUCCGUUGGCGCCUGCUGCGCCUGCUGUUCCGAGCUGUGUGCUCCUUUAUCCUUCUAACUGACACCUAUCAGGAUGCAACGUUCCCAGUGAUUGCCAACAAAUGCAACUUUGAACUCUGGUUUGUCUCAGCAUGGUUGGUUGGCUUGGGUGUUGGGCUCAUGCAAGUCCUGGUGCAACUUUUGGUCAUUGCCUCAUGCGCGAAGAAAUAUCAGAACGCCACAACUCCAGAGGAGCGAGACCGAUUGUUGGUGCAAGGAGCCUUCAUUGCCUUGCGAGGUUCCGACAACUUGGUGUUGGUCUACGCGGUGCGUCCAGCUGUUGAGGAACGCCUUGGUGGUUCCAGUUCGUGGGCCAUGAAGCUUUCAGAGGCUCGGAUUGCUCUUCUGCGCUUCAUCUUUGAGGACGUGGAGCAAAGUGCCCUGCAAGCGGUAUUUUUGAUUUUCUAUGAUGAGGCUGCCAUUGGCGACAAACUUUGGGUGACCACCUCCAUUCUUACAUCUUUGCUACUGUCCUUCACUAUUGUGGUACAAUGCAUGCCCGAAGUGCGGGACUGGCUUUGGCACAGGCGGGUCUUCUGGUUCAUCCUUGUGGCUCUCAUCUACCGAUGUCUCUCCGCCUUUCCUUGGAUCUCAGCUUGCUCUCCCACGGGUGAUCCAUGUCAGAGCAGAGAAUGGUGGGAAUUCUACUGGGGCUGUGCGAAUGGCCGGACCACCCUGCUAGGAUUAGAAGCUCGCAUCAAAGUGGUUGACGAGACCAUCAGCAACUCCACCAUAGGUGUGGCCAUCAUUCUAUCUGCAGUAGCCUUGGCAACAGUGGUCUGGUGGACAAGGAAAAAGUGUCUCUCAAUCUACCAGCGGAUGAAGCUAGACUCAUUGGAGAGUUACAACUUCUCGAAGCGAAUGCAGCCCCAGCAGGGACAGCCUCUGAGACCUCUGUUGGAUGCUGAUGAUGACCUUUGGCUGGACGCAGCUCGUCAGCUGUACCCCGUCCUUUCGAGGGCCCAGGUGCACAAACAGAAAGCCAUGGCAGUAGCGCUGGAGACCAUUGACCGUAACACCUUCACUGUCAGCCGUGCCCACUUGGGUGGAUGGUCUCUUCCAGGUGUCCAUUGGUACCUCUGUCGGCAGAUUCCCAAAAAGUUGAACAAGUUUGUCCAAACCGCGAAUUCGUUGGCGUUGCCCCAAGAAUCAAUGACCAACGUCUAUCUCUUCCGCACCACGGUGAGCCACGCGGUGAGGGUCGCCAAGGUACGACGCCACGUCCAGCAGCUGUUGUCCAACCGGCAUUUCAUCAAGGCCAGUCUCGAGAGAAAGGCCUUGUGGAUCCUGGAGUGUCCUGACACCCCCCCUGUACGACUGCUGCAUUGGUCUGAGAUCGCCAAAGCUGGGGCACUUCCGAAGUAUCAGAACGGUGGUGCCGCAAAGCCAGUUGAGCAGCUCUUGGAAGACGUGGCUGAGAGGCUGUCAGUCCCACGCGAGAGCGUUGAGCAGCGGCUGGUGGUUUUUCUCCUUUCACACCGUUGGCUGCGCACGGAAUCGGAUUAUCAUCCGGACUCGGAGGACAACGUCAAGGCGAAUAAGUUGGUGUCCUUUGCACGCUGGUUCAUGCGCUUGGCUGAUGCAGCGGGAGUGCCCUGCGAAGUGGCCUUCUGGAUUGACUAUUGUUGCUGCGAACAGGAGGACCGUUUCGGCAUGGACUUGGCCAUGGCUGCUUUGCCACUUUACAUUGCCUGUUGUACAAAAGUCGUCGUUUGGCGAACCCCAGACUUUGACCGAAGAUGUUGGACAAUGGUGGAGCGCUUGCUGUCCUACUCGUUCUGUUCGGGAGGAUUAACCCCGUAUGUCAUCGACUCGUCCUUUGUGGAUGAGGAUGAGGAAGAAGAGGAGGACGAAGAGGACGAAGCUUCGCAUCCAGACGAUUCGCCAUCCAUUUGGGAGGUGCGAUUGGAUGAUGAGAGCUGGGUGCCCUUUGAUGACUUUGCGCAAGCCAUCUUGCGAAGUGCAAAAGCCGCAGGCCUGCCGCGGAGUGAGGUGAUGUCAGUGGGCCGGCGAUAUGAAGUGGACUUCAAACACAUGUGCCAGAAGAGCAAAGAAUCAGGAAAGCAGCGCCAAAUACGGGAACGCUCUCUAAAGCCUGGGGCUGAAGGCAAAACUUGGAAAGAAACCAAACCUGCUUUAGUAUCAGAGCGCCAGAAGCCUGGGAGAGCCAGUCAGAGCACCAUCAAUUCAAUACAAGACCGCAUCCAUCGAGUGGCCAAGAAAUUGCCCAACCCCUUGGACCCUGAGACGUGUCUUCUGAGCCGUGAGAGCCACCGGCGUCACAUCUCUUCCUUAGUGAGCGUUGCAAUGCAGGUGCCAGCGUUCGAAGUCUUUGCAGAUCGUCAGCCAGUUGAAUGGGGCUUGACGGAAGUCAUCGAGCAUUCACUGGUCAGCCAGGAGCCGCUUCCCAAGGAGGGUGUCACAAGUGAUUUGCUGGAGCUUUCUGCUGGUCGCGUCGGCCCAAAUGCCCCGACAACAUCUUGGUGGAAGUUAGUCGUUUUGGAACCAGGAAAACGCACACGGCAUGUGGACCCCCUCUCGGAUAUGGACGUCAUCGUUUGGAUGGACUAUGGCUCAGUUCCCAGCACGCCGCCUCCAAGUCCCGAGCAGUUGGAGAUGCUCUUUGCGGAUGUGGACCUGGCAAUUGAUCAGGGAACGAAGAUGGAGAGGGAGGAGUGCAUCAAAGAGACAGCUGCUGUGAACAGCAAUGACGAAGCACAAAUGGAAGCUGCUGUUGUUCGAGCACGAGAGGUUGAACUGCAAGCAAAAACAUCAGCGGUGUCUUGCCUCGUGACGAAUCGGCUACUAGCGGCAGCAGAAUCAGGUAGCGAGGCUGAGAUGAGGAACGCGCUCCGCUUCGCACGGGAGAAGGGAAUGGAAAAGCUUCAGGUUUACAAAGAGGCAUCGCUGUGUGGUUUUCGUUGCGUUUUUCCGGGGGAUGGCAAGGACAAGGUGUUGGCCCUGCAGCAGGGCUUGUAUGGCAAGCAGCUCUUGCCGCGCCUGGAGCGGUUGGUCUCCGAAGAUGCGGACUUCGCAGAGUUGGGCGCCGUGCAUCACACGGCGGAGACACAUGGCCUGGUGGAGUUGGCCAGGCGGGUGCUGGCACUAGGAGAGUCGCGCUUGAAGCAGGCUGCCCUACUGGACACUGAAGAUGCUUUGCAGAAGGCACUGCAAGUGAGAGAUGAGGCGAAGGCUUGUGGCUGGUCGGCCGUGGAACAACUUGCAGAGGUUCAAGUGUUGCGCUUGACCAUGGAACUUGCGUUGGCUCGAGCCGAGCACAGCGACGACAUGGCCACGCUGCGGGCCGUGGAGAUGCGCGCGCAGCAGGAGAACUUCACGGAGCUGGCGGAGCGAGCCGCCAGGAAGGUCAAUGAGACAGCGCGAAAAGUGGGGCAGAAGAUGGGCCUGCCUGCGGGCUGGGAUGUUGUGGAGCGUAUGGCUGGUACAGAUGCUGCACGCUUGCUGAAGAAGGACGAGGAGACGGGACAAGCUCUCCUGAAGAGGGUUCAGGAGUUAGUGGACGCAACCUUCUGGGGUUGGGGUGGUCAUGGUGCUAAGACCCGCACACGUGACCGCGGCUCUGAGCCAGUGGCGAAGAAGUUGAAGGUGGUCAGUGUCAUCUAUGUCCAGAAUGCGGAGGUUUAUGUGAACUACCGCGCACGGCGAGAGGAGAUUAGUGCCAGCAUAACUGCUGAGAUGGCCACAGGGGAUGCCUGGGAUGUGAAGACUGCUGCUGUUCCACUUCUUGGUGGCCGCUUAAAGGAAAAUCCAGUGGAUCCCAGCAUGAACGAGCAUUACCUUUGGCAUGGCUGCAAGCCUGAAGGGGCUGAAGGGAUUACCGAUGCCAACUUUGACCUGAAGCGCGCUGGUUCUGCUUAUGGUUCGCUCUUCGGCCCUGGUAUCUAUCUUGCCGAGAGCUGUAUGAAAGCGGAUGAAUACACAUCCCCAGAUGCGCGCGGAUACUUUCCAUUGCUCCUAUGCAGAGCCACAUUGGGCAACAUCAAUUAUUGCGACCACCCUUCACCGGUGUCAAUCAGCCCAUCGCUGGUUGCUUCUUGUAAAGCAGGUGGGGGUUAUCAUUCAGUACUAGGAGACCGGGAGAAGAUCAAUGGCACUUUCCGGGAGUUUAUUGUCUUUGACAAUCAUCAAGUGUAUCCGGAGUACAUUGUUUGGUACCAGCGGCAGUUCUAAGCGGAUCAGUUCCGCUGAAAGAGGCACUUACUUGAGUCAGUAGUGCUAUACAUAUCCAUCACUUAGCUAGCUGUGCUCCUUGAAGUGUUCUUGGCCUGGAGUUUGUGUGGCACAUUUUCACUGCAGAUAGUUCAUGAAGUUUCCAUAGAUGUUUUCUCGAAGCGGC